Mercenaria mercenaria is the source of this 5666-nucleotide messenger RNA. RefSeq lists its product as uncharacterized. Gene Ontology annotation, molecular function: protein binding; monoatomic ion channel activity. The record is from RefSeq and is a predicted model, not a curated record. Gene Ontology annotation, biological process: monoatomic ion transport; transmembrane transport. Gene Ontology annotation, cellular component: membrane. The coding region runs from base 557 to 4300 and encodes 1247 amino acids. Lineage: Eukaryota; Metazoa; Mollusca; Bivalvia; Venerida; Veneridae. The transcript has 5 exons.
CCAUUCUUUCUAUAUUUUUUUUUUAUUUUUCAUAGAGUAACCUUACUCUUAAGUACUGCAAAUACAUUAAAAAAGGUUUUAAAAAAUAUGUAUGCUCGCGUUUAGUAGAAAACUUCCUUCUGUUUACCUGUAUUUCGCAACAUGCUAAGUACUGUUUUAUUUUCUUAACCUGAAAGGCUGUAGUUAAUAAAAAGCAUCAUUUUGGAUCUGAAAACACUUCUCAAAGGGCAUGUAAUGGUUUACAUACCUGAACGAUCGUUUAUAAUCAACCUGGGUUAAAUAUACAUUCUGUCAUAAUCAAGGCCAGUAUGUUAUUAAUUCAGUCAAAAGCAGCUGUAAAUACGAGAUAUAUACACACAUGUAGUUAUAGAUCGAAGAUCAAUAUUGGGGCGGCUUGUAUACAGCGUAACAACGGAGUUCAAUUGUAAAUCGUGAAUGAUCAAAACCAGUUUAUGGAAAUAUAAAUAGACAAACUCAAAUUUAGAAUCCGGAAGCAAGCUUACACAGGAAUGGUUAUUUUGAUAGUUCAGUGUUUCAUAACGGAGGUUGUAUUGUAAUGGAUCUACGACGCCGGCGGGUGACUAUGGCUCCCUCCGGGGAGGCAGGGGAGGAUGGUGACUUUGUACAGCUUCGACUCAUAAGGGAAAAUGCAAGGAAACUUCGCGAGAGUAAAGCAUCGCCCCCAGAGGAUCUGGCAAACAGGCCUGACGAAGACAGCCGAACGACAACGCCAGCUGUAGCAGACAACAUCGAACAACUUCAGAGUCAGCUGUUCCAUGCAAUGAAAUCAAACGACACAGAAAAGACCAACGAUUUGUGUUACAGAAUAAUGAAAUUUCAUCGCCUUAUAAACGUACGCCAUCCAGAAACAGAUGAAAAUAUUUUACACUAUGCUUUAUCGCAUGGACUGAAGAAUUUCGCAAAACACUUAAUUAACACGGAAGUUCAAACAGAACUACUAACUUCUCACCACCAAAUCAAACAAUCUGGAAUACACGGUAGGAGGAACUGCCUACAUAUCGCCACAGAAAUGAACGAUGUUGAAAUGGUCAGAUUUCUUCUUGGUAAAAUAGCCACUAGAGAAAAGCGUCUCGAAUGUAUGCAGUUAGAAACAGCUGUGGAUAUACAAGGUCAAAGGCCAAGGUUAUUCUCGUGUCUCCACCUGGCGGCGUAUUAUGGAAAUACCGAUUUAGUACGUAUGUAUUUAGAUACAGGUAUGGACGUGAAUCAUUUAAAUGGCAAGAAAGAUACAGCGCUAUUAUGGGCAGCAAGAUGGGGUCACAAUGAAACAGUAUCUGUUCUUUUAGAACGAGGCGCUGACCCGGAAGUGAAAAAUGACAAAGGUUCAACAGCUCUGUACUGGGCAAUUCGAUAUCAGUUUCCGAAAACAGUCUCACUGUUAUUGACAAAGGGGCACGCAAACCCUAACACGACCAGAAAACUGGGAUUGGUUGCACCACUCAUUAUAGCAUCAGCUUACGGCAACGCAGACAUUGUGGCUGAACUUCUUAGGUGUCCGAACAUUGAUAUUCACAAGAAAAUACGUGGCGGGGAUACAGCUAUACACAAUGCAUGUAGAGAAGGAUGGCUUCAGGUUGUAGCAAUGCUUAUUAAGGCUGGUGCUAGGUUUGAUGAAAGCGACGACCUCGGCGAUACCCCAUUGCUCUUGGCGGCUAAAAAUGGUCACGUGGACGUUGCAAACGACCUGAUUAGAAGCGGUGCUGACGUCAGUCAUAAAAACCACGACGGCUAUGACGUAUGGUACUAUGCUGUCGAUAAUGAGAGCAACGCAUUACUUAAGGCAUUAGUGUCUGGAAAACAAAAGUCUAAUUUUCUUAGACGGAAUCCACUUUGUAUUGCAGCUAGUGUAGGGAAGUGUGAUAAGAUUCAACUUUUGUUAAGUAUGAACUUUGACCCUAAAAGCACAGACGAUGAGGGGAACACUUUCCUUCAUCACGCGGCCAUGUGCGACCAGGCCGUGGUGAUCGAUACUUUUCAUUCAACUGGCGUGCUCCACGUACAGAAUGUAACUGGAAAUACACCACUACACUUAGCAUGUCUGAAAGGAUUCUCGAAAACGAUAAAUUCACUGCUGAACUGUAAAGCAAAAGCGGACAUUAAAAACAAGAAGGGAGAAACGCCAUUACAUGUUGCUGCCUAUUCCACAGAAAUUAGCGCUGAAACUGCAAAAUCUCUUGUACAAUACACAAUUAAAACGCACGCAUGGGAAAGUCUAAAUGACAAAGAUUUUGAAGGAAAUAAUUGUUUACACAUUGCGGGAAAGUUCGCGUCACCGGAAGUACUAUGGGAAUUCAGAUUUGUUCGCAUCAAUGACAAAGACAAAGACGGACUAACGCCACUGCACGAGGCAGUGAGGCCCGGGAAACAGGAAUCCCUAGAAUUGAUGCUAGAUAUAUUUGAGACAAUGAAGCGGGAUGCCAGUAUCAACGAGCCCAGUUACCAGACGAGAGAAACGGUGUUACAUCUUGCAGCAGACGAAGGUCAUGCGCACUGCGUGAAACGCCUGAUAGAUCUUGGCGCCGAUAUUUCUUUAAAAGACGUAAACGGAGACACUGUUCUUCACAGAUUAAUAAAAGCGUGUGUUUUUGAUGAGAGAAAUAAAUCUAGACAUUUACUAGUAUUUGAUACCAUUCUGGAUAAUAUCGUAAAAUGGUGGUGCCUCCGAACAGACACGCCGAUACCAGCACGUGCUAAAGAUGAAGCUGCGAUUACGUAUCGCCGUAGUGCUGUUCUUUUCAUCACCAAUGAAGUAAUGAAUAACGAAGAACUCUCCGUGCUUAAUCAAGCUUUUAAAUCGGGGUGCCCGGAAGUUUUGAAUCGUCUUUUAAUGAUGCCAGGGGUCACAAUGGUUGAAAAUUCUGCGAGCACGUAUUCGUUCGAUAUUAGCGGCAUGACGCCUAGAACCAAUAAUGAGUCGAAAGGUUAUUCGAAAACACAAGUCAGUCCUUUAGAAGAUAAAGUUUCCCAGAACGUAGACGACUCAGCAGUAUCUGGGUUAGAGCUACUUAUUACAAACAAGGCCUCCAACGCCGCAGAAAUCCUUGACCUUCCCCCUAUUAGAAUAAUAGAAAAAUAUUACACGUCAAUGGUCGCAUGGACAUUUGCUCUCCUUAUGGUUGUCCACAUUAUUUACAUGAGCUUAUUCACGUAUUUAUCGGUGGACUUACUGGAGAAGCUGAGGAACAACAGUAGUCAAAUAAACUCGUCCGACACACAAACUAUCAUGAUGUAUAUAGUCGUGCCUUUGGAGCCAGCUAUAAUUUUAUUUUACAAUAUGUAUGCACUUGUUCGAUACUGUAUUACGGGUGACAUCGGUAGAAAAACGAAGCUAAGCAGACAAAGGGGUGCUAAGCUAGUGUUACAAGUCAUAGCAUCAUACAUGUUUCAAGUUGUCUGCGUCAUGUUCGCGGUGCUAGUGUUUCUGUGGCUUGGUUUGUUUACACAACGUUACUCUUACCAAGAUUAUGUGCUGGCUGCGGUGUUAUGUAUCGGAUGGCUUCUGACAAUUUCAUUUACACGAGGAAUUCGUGCAAUUCAUUAUUUCUACCGGAUGUUGCUCAGUAUGAUUCUCAGGGAUGUUUUAAGGUUCAUCAUUGUGUAUUUAUUUGUGCUGAUGGCGUUUGCCUUUGCCUUUCAUGUUCUGUUUCAAGUCUCGAGCGCUGUCGCCGGCGACUAUCCCACGCCUGGCGACACUAUAUUCCUCACCUUCAACAUGAUGAUAGGAAUGGGGGAAUUGUUUGACGAUAACUUCGAAUCGAACAUGAGCGAUGUCGGUCGCGGCACAGUGUACGUGAAAGUGUUCUAUCUACUUUACAUGAUCCUGGGAACCAUUAUUCUCCUCAAUCUGCUGAUCGCCAUGAUGAACGACUCAUAUUCCCGGAUACUCGCGCAAAAGCAGGUCACUUGGCGGAUUGACUCCGUGGGCAUGGGUGUCGAGAUCGAGUCCAGUUUUCCCGUCAGCAGGGUUUUCUCGAGUGUCAAGAUACAGAAGGGAGGUAAAGAAGAAGAGAAUUUCUCACCAAACCGUUGGUAUGUAACAAUGACAGAAACAGAGUAUCUUGAAUACAUGCAGGAACUGCAGAGGGCAAGUCUAGCAUCCACAGACGCUGUAUCCAAACGUCUAGAUGACCUUGACUUAAAGGUCAGCCAACUAAUAAAGCAGACGACAGAAAAGUUUCAACAGCUAUCUAACAUGGUUGAAGAGAAUGGAUCAAGAAAGAAGCAUAAACGAAGGAGUUCUGAAAAGAUAAAGGAACUUGGUACAGAAGAAAAGACAUAAUUUCAUAGUGGGAACACGAAAGGUUGUGACUUCAACACAUGCAAAAGCUGAAAAUACCAAUUCAGUGCCUACCUUGAUACACUGACCAGUAUAUCCAUGCUUGUAACAACCAUAUGCUGCAAGUUUGCUUCCAAUAAGUUGAUGAAGUUUAGAACUUAUUCUUAAAAGCGGUUGUGUAAAUGCCAUUACAAUUUCAAUGUUCCUAGCUGCAACCAAUGCAUGUGAUCUUAAACUUAUCCACAAGAGUAGGAAAUCUCAACCACACUGAGACAAAACAACCCACAGUGCACAGACAGUGAAACAUAACACAAACGUAAACAAAGUAUUACUGCAUGCAAUGUGAACUACAAACUUCGUAAAACAACUGACUAUUGUAAACCAUUUAUUAAAUAUCAAAGUCAUAAUUAUAUAAUAAUAAAUUUCUUGCAUAAUAGAAACAUUGUACAAAUAUUUUUUCUAAACUUCAUUUUCAAGAACAUUUUUUUUUUUGUAAACUGUAUUUCCAACCUCUGUAAUUUAGUCAUAAAAAUAUAUAAUGUUCAGUAUUUUUCAGCGACCACAGCACAGAUAUUUUCAAGGAAUAGAUGUUUUUCUGAUACUUUGGGUAGCUUGAAAAAAUUCAUGUCAACAAGUUUAUUCCAAAUUUCAUUUUAACAAAAUACAAAGUUUACAAAUUUAGUAAGAUAAUACAAAAUAUCGUUUUUACAAAAUAAAUGAGCCACGCCAUGAGAAAACCAACAUAGUGGCUUUGCGACCAGCAUGGAUCCAGACCAGCCUUGCAUCUGCGCAGUCUGGUCAGGAUCCAUGCUGUUCACUAAUGGUUUCUCUAAUUGCAGUAGGCUUUAAAAGCGAACAGCAUGGAUCCUGACCAGACUGCGCGGAUGCGCAGGCUGGUCUGGAUCCAUGCUGGUCGCAAACCCACUAUGUUGGUUUUCCCAUGGCGCGGCUCAAAUAGGAUCAGGUAGCUUUCAAAAUGACAAUAAUACCGAUCUAUUUCAUUAAGCUGCCAGAAAUUUUGUACAUGCAAUGUAUAUCACAUUAAUUAAACAAAACUUACAGACAUAAAAUAAAUAUUAUAUAGCACUAUCCUGAAGUUUCAGACAAACAUUUGACUGAGUAUUAUUGCGUCAAAGGACUGUGACAAAAAAGUGCCUUGUUUUAAUGGCUCACAUACUUUAUAUACAUGAAAUGGCAGAAAUAAUUCAUGUAGAGAAAAUGUGUUAAAUAUAAAUACUGAAGCAACUUUAAAUUAUUUUUACCAUAUAUUUAUUUAUGUUUGGUUUUGUAUAAAUUUAUAAUACUCAUGCAAUAUUAAUUUCUUGUAAAUUACUUUUGUAUAGCUAUAAUAAAUAAACAAUAAAAUCCC